AUGUCUGACAGAAAGCAGGAGGGUCCUGGUGCCAGGGAGCCAGCCUGCAUGCUGUGUCGCCGUGCCGAGGCUGACCCGGACAUGUGUGGUGACAAACUGCAGAAGGGUGGGCUCUGUGCCCACGUGUUCUGCAUGUUCUUCGCCACUCUACUAUUUCAGCAAGAGACGGACCGCAGGGGACUCAUGGACUUUCUCCCUCGAGAUCUCCUAAUUGCAGUGCGGCGGGCGGCACAGAAGCGCUGCUGCGUCUGCGGCCAGAGCGGGGCAACCAUCAUGUGCUGCAUGGAGAACUGUGACAGAUGGUUCCACUUGCCCUGUUCCAAGGAGGGCGGCUGUGUCAAUCUAUACGUUACUCCGUUCAGCUCUUUCUGCCCUGAGCACCGUCCAGAGCAGGAGGUGGAGGCGACUCCUGAGCCGGACACCGUUUGCCCCAUCUGCAUGGAACCUGUGGAGGACAGAAAGACCUUCACAACAUUGGUGUGCCCAACGUGCAAAAAGGCCUGGUUCCACAGGGACUGCAUCCAGGGACAGGCCUUGCGCACUGGUGCUUUCUAUUUCCAGUGCCCCCUGUGCAGAGACAGUGGGGAAUUCCCUGUUGAAAUGUUCAUCUUGGGGAUCCGAGUCCCCUUCAGACAGCCAACGUGGGAGGACAACGAUGCCUUCGCAGAUCUAGGAGUGAGGCACGGCCAAUGCAAUGCCAGGGAUUGCCUUUACCCUGGGGGCAGGGAGGAGGCAGAGGAACAGGGGCCCUGGCAAUUGCUCCUGUGCUCCUCCUGUGCUGCUGAGGGCACCCACAGGCGCUGCUCUGGCCUGAGGAACAGCACACACAUAUGGGAGUGUGACAGCUGUGCUGGGCUCAGAACAUACGGGCAGCCACAGCAGGCCCCAACACGCAGCAUGGCAGCAGGCGCUGCCAUCUUCCUCACUGGACACCAGCAGCAUCAGCAGAUCAAGGGCAACACGCAGCACGUCCCCUGA
Molecule: messenger RNA, 978 nt
Organism: Melospiza georgiana
Lineage: Eukaryota; Metazoa; Chordata; Aves; Passeriformes; Passerellidae
Product: PHD finger protein 7-like
Exons: 9
Coding region: 1-978 (325 amino acids)
Cellular component (GO): nucleus
Source: RefSeq, a predicted model, not a curated record